Gadus morhua (Atlantic cod) is the source of this 699-nucleotide messenger RNA. It is a transcript of the gene znhit3, whose product is annotated as zinc finger, HIT-type containing 3. The record is from RefSeq and is a predicted model, not a curated record. Gene Ontology annotation, biological process: maturation of LSU-rRNA from tricistronic rRNA transcript (SSU-rRNA, 5.8S rRNA, LSU-rRNA); snoRNA localization; box C/D snoRNP assembly. The transcript has 5 exons. Gene Ontology annotation, molecular function: protein binding. Gene Ontology annotation, cellular component: pre-snoRNP complex; nucleus. The coding region runs from base 17 to 589 and encodes 190 amino acids. Lineage: Eukaryota; Metazoa; Chordata; Actinopteri; Gadiformes; Gadidae.
GAAAUUGUGUCGGCGGAUGUUAUUUUUUCACCGUCUCAAACCAGACAGAUCAGGAAGUGGUGGACCUACUAGAGGAAAAAUACAAUUAAUCGGCGAAAAUAUACAAUCAGGAACAAAUAAACUAUCCAGUAUCCACGUCAACAUGCAGAUCUGCAAUGUUUGCCGAGACGAGCCAUCAAAAUAUAGAUGCCCAACCUGCCAAAUCAGAUAUUGUUCGCUUGGCUGCUAUAAGACACAUAAGGACAGUUGCAUUCGUGUUGAACGGCCAGCCCCUGUUACCCCUGAAACAAACACAGACGUAGAACCGUGGAACGUGGAUGACAUCCUCCAGAAGGAAGAGGAUUAUAUCGACAAAGUUCCCUUGCAGAAACUUCAACUGCUGAGCCAGUCGGAGGAGCUGAGAGGCCUUCUGCGUAACCCCCACCUGAGACAGUUAUUGCGCUCCAUCGACUCCGCGGCGAAUAAAGACGAAAUGAUGAAAGCCGCCAUGCAGGAGCCGCUGUUUGUCGAGUUCUCCGACGAGUGUUUGAAAGUUGUAGAAAAUGACCAGCGCAAACCUUCAAGACCAGGGGCCAGUGAAGAUCUCUAGAGGUUUUGUUUUGCGUAGUAUUUUUUUUUAAUAUAUAUAUAUAUAUACAUUUCUGUCUGUUUUUUCCAUGCAAUGUAACAACUGAAUGAAUAAAUAUUUUCAAAACCAUC